AUGGGGAAAGUCUGUGGCUUAUCGUGCAGAGUAGGUUUUGGGUAUAUGCUGCGCCGUUUAGUCGCCGUUUUCAAGUGGUAUUUUUUCUGCAUUGCAGAUCAAUCAAUGCAUCUUAUGUCCGAUGCAAAAAUGUUCCCGGUUGCCAAUGGCAUGAUUGCAUCCUUGGUUGUUGCCAUUGUUGUUAUUGUUGGGAAGGAUGAAGAUAGUGACCUGAAGGAAACAGAAGAUAAUGAAAAAAGUUAA
Molecule: messenger RNA, 243 nt
Organism: Nannizzia gypsea CBS 118893
Lineage: Eukaryota; Fungi; Ascomycota; Eurotiomycetes; Onygenales; Arthrodermataceae
Exons: 3
Coding region: 1-243 (80 amino acids)
Source: RefSeq, a predicted model, not a curated record